Messenger RNA from Megachile rotundata (alfalfa leafcutting bee), 1631 nucleotides. RefSeq names its product putative E3 ubiquitin-protein ligase RNF144A. Lineage: Eukaryota; Metazoa; Arthropoda; Insecta; Hymenoptera; Megachilidae. Gene Ontology annotation, molecular function: ubiquitin-protein transferase activity; zinc ion binding. The record is from RefSeq and is a predicted model, not a curated record. Gene Ontology annotation, biological process: protein ubiquitination.
UGAUAUAAAUCAUAAUGAGUAGAAAAUAACCAAAGAGCAAAGUUUUAGUAACUUAUUACUUCCUUUGUUGUCUAUGAAAAUUCACUCUUAUAUAUAAUGAUACACAAAUGAUAUAUUCCAAAUUUACUAGCUUUCAAAAUGUUAAUACUGAACAGUUCCUAAUUUCAUGCUGCACGAUAUUUUAUCACUGUUCCUUGCGUCAAGCGUUAAGUGAGUUGCAGAAAUGCAAUAUUAUGUUACAAAAAAAUAACGGUAAUUUUUUUUACAAAUAUACGCGGUGAUAAUCUUUACUUUCGUUACUUUCCAAAAAAAAGUAUAAGCAAGUGGGGGCGGAAAUAGGGAUGCCCAGCUUACAUUCACUCGUCGUACGACGAACUCCACUAAUGGAUAUGGGUACUGCCACCAGUUCUGUGACAUCUGUCAACCCUUCUAAUAAAAUUACCACCAAUCAGAAAAAAGUUGAAAAGUCCAACAAGCUUUCUGGAGUCAGAUUACCUUUGCUACGCAAGGAAGCAAGCGUUGUGAAUCUUUCAUUAACGGAGAGGACUGCACUAGGAAAAGGAGUGGAUGCACCUUUACUUAGACCUGAAAGUAGUGCAAGUUUAGAAGCUCGUGGUAACAGCUGGCUAAGUUUAGGCCCUGGAGUAUUAAGAAAAUGUGAAACUGCUGUGGGUUUAAGUACUUCUGCUCUAGAAGGUCGACCUAUAAAUCGUAGUCGAGUUUGUUCUCGCUGUUCAAGUUUGUUAUCAUUGGCAUCUAGUUCGCGUUAUAGUCUAGCUGCAGGCAACUUUGUUCCUGCAGGCUCCCAACAAACGCUUGGACGCCUUUUUUGUAAAUUAUGCCUUGUUGAUACUUCUAUUUCCAAAACAUUUAAAAUAGAGGGCUGUGGUUGUUCCUAUUGUAAAGAUUGUAUGAAAGCAUAUGUUGAAUUUGAAAUUGAAGAAGGUGCAUACGAAAUUAGUUGUCCCGAUGCACAAUGUGAACAAGGAGCAAUAUUAUCCAUGAAGGAAAUAUCAAGUCUUGUUAGUCCUGAACUUGUAGAAAAACAUCAUAAAUUUCGCUUGAAUAGAGAUGUAUCCAUGGACAAAGCACGUGCUUGGUGUCCACGUGCAGGUUGUGAAACAAUAUGUUCAGUAAAUGCUACUGGAUCGAAUGGAACUCCUAUUGGACCAGUUCAUUGUCCUAAUUGCUCUACAGAUUUUUGUUCUAUAUGCAGAGAAUCUUGGCAUAAUGGCCCUUGUUCAGAUCUUUCAUUAGGUAUACCUUUAGAUGGUGAUCACAUUAAGUGCUGUCCUAUGUGUUCUGUACCUAUAGAGAAGGAUGAAGGAUGUGCUCAAAUGAUGUGUAAAAGAUGUAAACAUAUUUUCUGCUGGUACUGCUUGACUUCUUUAGAUGAUGACUUUUUAUUGAGACAUUAUGACAAAGGACCAUGUAAAAAUAAAUUGGGUCAUUCACGUGCAUCAGUUAUUUGGCACAGAACACAAGUUAUUGGAAUUUUUGCUGGAUUUGGUUUGCUCUUACUUGUUGCGUCGCCGUUGCUUUUACUAGCUGCCCCGUGUAUUGUAUGCUGUAAAUGUCGUGUAUGUGGUUCGUCUAGACUUGAACAAGAGGAAGGUGAUACUACAACAUAA